Thlaspi arvense is the source of this 477-nucleotide messenger RNA. NCBI's taxonomy places the organism in Eukaryota, Viridiplantae, Streptophyta, Magnoliopsida, Brassicales, Brassicaceae. The record is from the annotation of a GenBank genome assembly.
AUGCCAUCGGAGGAUGCGAAAGCUUUGAAGAAAGAGGAGGCUGAGGAUGACGACAAGAGCUUGGGUUCCUUUGUUAGGAAGAAGAACACAAACGCCAACAAUGCUGGUUCGUCUACGACAGCUUCGAGGAAAUUGAAGAAAGAGGAGAACGAAGACGAUGAUGAUAAUAAACCCAUCAAGUCAUCUCUAUCUGGGUCUCGCCCAAAGCCAGUAAAGAAGAAGGAGAUUGAUGAAGACGACGACGAGAAGCCUGUUUCCAAGAGGAAUUCCUCUGUUGGAGUCUCAAAGAGAGAUCCACUUAGGAUUUUCUACGAGUCACUUCACAAGCAAGUUCCCACUAGCGAAAUGGCUAAGAUUUGAAAGAAAGGAAAUGAUUCGAAACCAACCACGAAGAAGCGGAAGAAGGAUUCUGAUGAUGAGGACUCGGAUGAUGAUUUCUUGGCUAGCAGAGUCGCUAAGAAAUCCAGAGCCAAGUAG